This is a messenger RNA of Otolemur garnettii (small-eared galago), 2242 nucleotides long. RefSeq names its product protein tyrosine phosphatase, non-receptor type 6 (gene PTPN6). The record is from RefSeq and is a predicted model, not a curated record. Gene Ontology annotation, biological process: protein dephosphorylation. The coding region runs from base 259 to 2052 and encodes 597 amino acids. The transcript is spliced from 16 exons. Gene Ontology annotation, molecular function: protein tyrosine phosphatase activity. NCBI's taxonomy places the organism in Eukaryota, Metazoa, Chordata, Mammalia, Primates, Galagidae.
UUGGGACUACAAGGGAAGCUGGCUGGUGGAGGCGGUCUUAGGCCAACCCCGCCCCACCUGUCCUUUUCCUGAAGAUCAUUAGCCUAGGGCCUCUUCCCUGUAGUGCCAUAGGCUUGGCGGGCUGGAUUGAGAAGGAAGUAGCUGAGUUUUGUGCGUUUUUUCCACACCUGGCCAGGGCCACUGUGCAUAGCUGUGCCACUGGCUCAGCCCUGCCCCCUGUGGGCCUCUGCCUGUGACUUCCCCCAUCUCUCCAGGGAGAUGCUGUCCCGUGGGUGGUUUCACCGAGACCUCAGUGGGCUGGAUGCCGAGACCCUUCUCAAGGGCCGGGGUGUCCAUGGAAGUUUCCUGGCUCGGCCCAGUCGCAAGAACCAGGGUGACUUCUCUCUUUCUGUCAGGGUGGGGGAUCAGGUGACCCAUAUUAGGAUCCAGAAUUCUGGGGAUUUCUAUGACCUGUAUGGAGGAGAGAAGUUCGCGACGUUGACAGAGCUGGUGGAGUACUACACGCAGCAGCAGGGCGUUCUGCAGGACCGCGACGGCACCAUCAUCCAUCUCAAGUACCCGCUGAACUGUUCAGACCCCACCAGUGAGAGGUGGUACCAUGGCCAUAUGUCUGGGGGGCAGGCAGAAACACUGCUGCAGGCCAAGGGUGAGCCCUGGACAUUUCUUGUGCGUGAAAGUCUCAGCCAGCCAGGAGAUUUUGUGCUGUCUGUCCUCAACGACCAGCCUAAGGCUGGCCCAGGAUCCCCUCUCAGGGUCACCCACAUCAAGGUUAUGUGUGAGGGUGGACGCUACACAGUGGGCGGUUCAGAGACCUUUGACAGCCUCACGGACUUGGUGGAGCAUUUCAAGAAGACGGGGAUUGAGGAGGCCUCAGGUGCCUUUGUCUAUCUGCGGCAGCCAUACUACGCCACGCGGGUGAAUGCAGCUGACAUUGAGAACCGGGUCUUGGAACUGAACAAGAAGAAGGAGUCUGAGGACACAGCCAAGGCUGGCUUCUGGGAGGAGUUUGAGAGUCUGCAGAAGCAGGAGGUAAAGAACUUGCACCAGCGGCUAGAGGGGCAGCGGCCAGAGAACAAGGGCAAGAACCGUUACAAGAACAUUCUCCCCUUUGACCACAGCCGAGUAAUCCUGCAGGGACGUGACAGUAACAUUCCUGGGUCAGACUACAUCAAUGCCAACUAUGUCAAGAACCAGCUGCUAGGCCCUGAUGAGAACACUAAGACUUACAUCGCCAGCCAGGGCUGUCUGGAGGCCACAGUCAAUGACUUCUGGCAGAUGGUGUGGCAAGAGAACACCCGUGUCAUAGUCAUGACCACCCGAGAGGUGGAGAAAGGCCGGAAUAAAUGUGUCCCAUACUGGCCAGAGGUGGGUACACAGCGUGUUUACGGACUCUACUCUGUGACCAACUGUGGGGAGCAUGACACAGCUGAGUACAAACUCCGUACCUUGCAGGUCUCCCCACUGGACAACGGGGACCUGGUUCGGGAGAUCUGGCACUACCAGUAUCUGAGCUGGCCUGACCAUGGGGUCCCUAGUGAGCCUGGAGGUGUCCUCAGCUUCCUGGACCAGAUCAACCAGCGGCAAGAAAGUCUGCCUCAUGCAGGACCCAUCAUCGUGCACUGCAGCGCGGGCAUUGGCCGCACAGGCACCAUCAUUGUCAUUGACAUGCUCAUGGAGAACAUCUCUACCAAGGGGCUGGACUGUGACAUUGACAUCCAGAAAACGAUCCAGAUGGUGCGGGCACAGCGCUCAGGCAUGGUGCAGACAGAGGCGCAAUACAAGUUCAUCUACGUGGCCAUCGCUCAGUUCAUCGAGACCACCAAGAAGAAGCUGGAGGUGAUGCAGUCACAGAAGGGCCAGGAAUCGGAGUAUGGGAACAUCACCUAUCCCCCGGCCAUGAAGAAUGCCCAUGCCAAAGCCUCCCGCACCUCCUCCAGACACAAGGAGGAUGUGUAUGAGAACCUGCACAGUAAGAGCAAAAAGGAGGAGAAAGUGAAGAAGCAGCGGUCAGCAGACAAGGAGAAGGGCAAGGGUUCCCUCAAGAGGAAGUGAGCUGGAUACUGUCCUGAGCAGCCAUGCCUUGGCGGGCAGCGUUGAUCCUGUAGAGGGCUCCAGUGGACCCACCCACCGCUGGAACUUUGGAUCCCCCUUUUUAUUGUAAUUUAAACGGUCAUGCCCCCCAACCCUGUAUAUAGCCCAGCAGGCUGAGCCAGGUCCUUCUACUCUUGUAAAUAAAGCUCCU